AUGCUCAUUUCAUGUCUAGGUCCUCGGAUGAAUAUGAACGUAAUCGAUCCCCUUCGCACCGGAGUGGACGACACUUGCACCGAAGUGAGCUCGCGGGCAGCAGGCACUCCACCUCAGCCAACGCCUGUGGUUCCGCCUUCUGUAAUCCCAGACGCCAAGUCUGCUAAAGGAAGCAAUCCGGUCGCUAGUGAUCUCUCCCUACAGCACAGCUCAUCGGUUCACUUGUCUGGACAAGUGGCCGUUAGUGGCAGUAUCGAAGAGACGCCCACCACCAUGCCUGCUAACACUUCGGCCGGCAUUGGUAACCUAGGCGACUCGAUCAUCAACGCUUCGUUCAGAACGGUCCUCACAAUUGUUUCCACCGCAGACGACCUGAUGCAUGUCCUCGGCCAGCGGACAAUAGAUGCAGUCUGUCAGGCGGUGCGAUCAAGUCUUGACCAACUCUGGAGCCUGCUGGCCUGUCGUGAAGCUACACUUGCCCUCAAGGACGUACCACUUGGAAAGAUUGUGAAAAAAGGUUUGUCAGCCAUUUUGAAUUAUCUUCAGGAUAUCUCUGCAAUACCUGGUUGGUUUGUAUUUGUACAUCUCCAUGCAUGGCUUUUGUCGAUACCUCAGAAUUUGCAAUGCCUUACGUUUUGCUACUAA
Protopolystoma xenopodis is the source of this 645-nucleotide messenger RNA. The record is from the annotation of a GenBank genome assembly. NCBI's taxonomy places the organism in Eukaryota, Metazoa, Platyhelminthes, Monogenea, Polystomatidea, Polystomatidae.